Molecule: messenger RNA, 551 nt
Organism: Drosophila novamexicana
Lineage: Eukaryota; Metazoa; Arthropoda; Insecta; Diptera; Drosophilidae
Product: C-type lectin 37Db
Exons: 2
Coding region: 36-527 (163 amino acids)
Molecular function (GO): signaling receptor activity
Source: RefSeq, a predicted model, not a curated record
GCGAAUGUAGAGACAGUCACAAAUUGGCGUUCGACAUGAAAAUAAGUCUCGGAUACUUGUACCUGCUGUUAUUGUGGGCUUUCGGCAGCGCAGCUACGCCCAUUGGCACAGGUAGCCAGGCAGCAGUGCUCGAGAAUCGCACUUCGGCGAACUUCACUGCAAUCGGCGACAAGUUGUACUACAUUGAGGAAACGUUACGGGUCAAUUGGUUCCGGGCGAGCAACAUUUGCCGCCAGCUUGGCGGUUUUCUGGUGAACCUGGCGAGCAAGGAGGAGCUGCAGGCGCUUAGCCGACAACUGCAUCCGGCGCGGAGCUACUGGCUGUCGCUUUAUGACCUGGCCGAACCGGGCGUAUACGCAUCACAGGCCAACGGCAGGGAUGCCCAGUUCUUGAGCUGGUCCGCCGGCCAGCCGGACAACAUCGGAGGCGUGGAGCACUGCAUCGAGCUCUGGCUGUCGGGCAGCACAUUUCAAAUGAACGAUGCCCAAUGCGAGAUGCCCUUUCAUUUUGUAUGUGAGUCGGAUUAGUUUGGCCUGCUGGGAAUACUUACA